Sphaerulina musiva SO2202 is the source of this 1971-nucleotide messenger RNA. RefSeq names its product hexose carrier protein. Gene Ontology annotation, cellular component: membrane. The record is from RefSeq and is a predicted model, not a curated record. Gene Ontology annotation, biological process: transmembrane transport; carbohydrate transport. The transcript has 3 exons. Gene Ontology annotation, molecular function: carbohydrate:proton symporter activity. Bases 243 to 1805 code for a protein of 520 amino acids. NCBI's taxonomy places the organism in Eukaryota, Fungi, Ascomycota, Dothideomycetes, Mycosphaerellales, Mycosphaerellaceae.
CACCGUACCCCAUGGGUAUCCGCGUGCUAACCCUGCUAGUGUCUUGAGACGCUGGCCCUGUGGACAUCUCCCAUCGUCGUAUUAAACGCACACCACCGCCGCCACUUCGAACCGCUCCCGUCUGUUUGCCACUAGAUCUUCUUCUUCUUCUUCUACCUCCUACGCCUCUCCCGCACCCACGGGAUCUUGGCGGCUCGAGUGUGGUAUUCAACAACAUCAGCGACAACAGCAACAACCACACGAUGGGUCAAUGGCUUCGGCUCGAGGGCGGUGCCCUACUGUACACCGUGUCCCUCCUCACCUGUCUCAGUUUCCUGCUCAUCGGAUAUGACAAUGGCCUCAUGGGCGGUCUGGUCAAUACUCCCUCCUUUGACAAUACCUUUGGAAUCAAUACCAAGACCAACUACGGCACCAACAUGAUCGCGCUCAUUGUGGCCAUUUACGAAAUUGGAUGCUUCUUCGGCGCCAUUUUUACCAGUUUCGUGGGAGAGUCUCUGGGUCGGAGAAGAUCCAUCUUUCUGGGCGUCUGCGUCAUGAUUCUGGGAGCACUCCUGCAAGCGACCGCAUACACCAAAGCGCACAUGAUUAUUGCCCGCAUCGUGUCCGGUCUGGGCAUGGGAGCCAUCAACUCAACGGCGCCCGUCAUGAUGGCAGAAUUUGCCCCCAAGGCCACGCGAGGCAUCUACGUCUGCGCGCAACUCUCGUGUCUCAACUUUGGCAUCAUGAUGGUCUACUGGAUCGACUACGGCUUUAGCAAAAUUUCCAGCGGACCCAGCUAUGCAUGGAGAGUCCCCGUGAUUCUGCAAUGCAUCUUUCUCAUUCCCAUGCUAUUCAUCAUCAUGCUGAUACCCGAUACCCCACGCUGGUUAAUCGCGCACCACCGCGGCGAAGAAGGCCUCGACGUCCUCCGCCGAGUCAACAAGGGCAAGAUGAGCGAAGCCGCCGUGCUCCGCAUGCACAGCGACAUCACCAACACAGUCGCCUACGAAGCCUCCAUCGGAGCGGGCACAUGGUCGGACCUCCUCAAAGACGACGAUAUCCAAUCUCGUCGCCGAUUCCUCAUCGCCUGCGGCAUUCAAAUUUUCCAACAACUCGGCGGCAUCAACGCUCUUAUUUACUACUCCAGCACCCUCUUCCAAGACUCCCUCAACUUCAGCAGUGAACUCUCCGCUCUCAUGUCGGGAAUCCUCAACACCUGGUUCUUCCUCGCCUCUUUCAUCCCCUGGUUCCUCAUCGACCGCGUCGGUCGCCGUCCACUCUUCCUCAGCAUGAUCUCUCUCAUGGCAGCCGUCAUGGUCGUCCAAACCGGUCUCAUCUGGAACGUCGAGAAGCAAACCGCCAUCGCCACUGCCUGCGGAGCCGGUGCCGCAGCCAUGUUAUUUGUGUUCCAAGGCGCUUUCACAAUUGGUUUCCAAGCAACAGUAUGGGUCUACCCCAGCGAAAUUCUCCCUCUCAAACUCCGUCAACGCGGCUCUGCAAUUUCCACCGCGAGUAAUUGGAUUUGCAAUUUUAUCAUCGUCUACAUUACCCCGCCUGCGAUUCGAAAUAUUGGAUAUCGUACUUAUAUCAUUUUUGCCGUUUUGAACGCAUUAUGGGUGCCUAUUAUCUAUCUUUUCUUCCCCGAAACCAAAGGUCUCGCACUCGAAGACGUCGAUCGCCUCUUCGCCAAAAACGACGAAGCACAUCGACAAAUGAGCGCUAUUGUACACGAGGUCAAAGGUGGAGAGGAAGCUGCGCACCACGAAGGAGAAGAAGAAGAAGAAGAUGUAGAGCGAAUUGGGGAUGUAGCGGGGAGAAAAUCAUGAGAUAUUGAAUAAUCGAUUUAAUUACUCUCAUGCUGGGUGGUAGUGGUGAUCUCUACUUACUUACUAGGUAAGGUAGCGGGGUUGGUUGGGUAGGAUCUUGUGUGUGUAUGUGUGUGUGUAUAUAUACCUACUUAUCUUGACUGAACAAAAUGAAACAAUGAACAAA